Molecule: messenger RNA, 1448 nt
Organism: Hippocampus comes (tiger tail seahorse)
Lineage: Eukaryota; Metazoa; Chordata; Actinopteri; Syngnathiformes; Syngnathidae
Gene: cdk20
Product: cyclin dependent kinase 20
Exons: 9
Coding region: 277-1323 (348 amino acids)
Biological process (GO): protein phosphorylation
Cellular component (GO): nucleus
Molecular function (GO): protein serine/threonine kinase activity; ATP binding
Source: RefSeq, a predicted model, not a curated record
CAGAAUAGAACGAAGAAGAACGCGUGUUGACUGCUAACCCCUCGAUAAACAAGUCGCUCCGACCUAAUAAUUCAGUUUAUCUUAAGCCAGACCACCUGGUUAAGAUAUGUAACUACACACCAACGCGAGUUUAAAAGAUGACGGGGGGAGAGGAGCCGCUGCGGGAGCCCGCGCCGCCAUCAAAAGAACAGUUCACCUAAAAUGACAAAAUAAACAACGAAUGAAGAUUCGUCAUGCAUUCUCACAAAGUUAGUCCACAAAACGGCAGCUGACACGAUGGAGCAGUACAGCAUUCUGGGUCGCAUCGGCGAAGGCGCUCAUGGCAUCGUGUUCAAGGCCAAACACGUGGAGACCGGAGAGACGGUGGCGCUGAAGAAGGUGGCUCUCAGACGUCUGGAGGACGCCAUUCCCAACCAGGCCCUUCGGGAGAUCAAGGCCCUGCAGGAGAUUGAGGACAACCAGCACGUGGUGAGGCUGAAGGACGUCUUUCCGCACGGCACCGGUUUCGUCCUGGUCUUUGACUUCAUGUUGUCCGACCUCUCGGAGGUCAUCCGCAACGCCCGGCGACCCCUGACCCCGGCGCAGGUCAAAGGUUACAUGUUGAUGCUGCUGAAAGGUGUGGCCUUCCUGCAUAACAACAACAUCAUGCACCGGGACCUGAAGCCCGCCAACCUCCUCAUCAGCUCGUCGGGGCACCUGAAGAUCGCAGAUUUUGGUCUGGCCCGCCUCCACAGUCAGCAGGAGGAUCGACUCUACAGCCACCAGGUGGCCACAAGGUGGUAUCGUGCUCCCGAGUUGCUGUACGGAGCCAGAAAGUACGACGAAGGCGUCGACCUUUGGGCCGUGGGUUGUAUUUUCGGAGAGCUGCUCAACUCGUCUCCUCUGUUUCCCGGUGAGAAUGACAUCGAGCAGCUGUGUUGUGUCCUGAGGGUGCUCGGAACGCCCACCAAUGACACCUGGCCUGAGAUGGCGGAGUUGCCGGACUACAAUAAAAUCACCUUCAAGGAGAAUCCUGCCGUCCCGUUGGAAGAGAUCGUUCCCGACUCCUCCCCCCACGCGGUCAGCCUGCUGCACGGCUUCCUGGUUUACCCGUCCGAGCGCCGAUGCCCCGCCCAUCAGGCUCUCCUCCAUCCGUAUUUCUUCUGCUCGCCUCUUCCCGCCCACCACUCGGAGCUGCCCAUCCCCCAGAGGGGGGGCGGCGGCGGCGGGCACCACCUCAACCCGCGGCUGCAGGCGGCACCCGCCGACUUUUCCGUGGACCUCCCCCUGAAGAGCAGCUUGGUCCGGCCCGCGCAGCUGCGGGGGCACGCUUCCUGCCUGUGAUGGGUCCAAAGCACUUCCUCGGGACGAACAGAACCUCCAAAUUCCAAUGCGUGAUUUGAACCCGGAGACGACAGAUUCGGCCGCCCACUGUCAGCUUUCCCCACGUGACCAAGAAGAGGGGAAAA